GCCAAGCAUCGCCAUCACCUCAGGUUCUGACCUGGUCACGUGACUCAACAUCAGCUGCUUUGGGUAGGGAUAAAGGUAGCCAGAAAAUGGCGGACAGUGUGAGUGACUGGUUGGCAAAAUUGCGUUACUAGACGUCAACUGCUUCGCACUUAGCAAGGUUUAAACACGUUUCGGUUUAUUUUGUUCGUUAUCUUGUUUAAGCGCGUUUGCGGCUGCAGAGCGUCGUUAUGUUGGGCUUUGGCAGGCCAGAGAGGGGAGAUUGUGAAGGCCGGACCUGUUAUGAAGCGCUAGCACCAGGUUUCUACACUGCUAGCUCUCUGCUGCUAAUACUGCGCUAGCUAUCAAGAAUAUGGUAUCAAGUUUCCGUGUCUCAGAGCUCCAGGUACUGCUAGGUUUUGCUGGAAGGAACAAAAGUGGUCGCAAGCAUGAACUCCUGUUAAGGGCUUUACGCAAGCUCAAGAGUGACUAUAGUUCUGCUGUGCAGCACAAAAUCAAGGACCUUUAUCUCUGGAGAUCCCUAAGGAAGCUGGACGGUCUCAUUGAUUCGUCUGCUUUAAAAUAUCAUAUUAAUUCUAAAGAAAAGGCAGCGGUUAAGAGCUCAGCUGUUUCAUACUUGGCAAAUCCGCAGUUGCUGCCCUGUGAAUCAUCAGCAUUUUAUGAUUUAAAACCAAGGACAAACAUGCAGCAGUCUACCCAGCUCAUGCCUCCCGUCCACCCAGACGUCCAGAUGAAGUCCCUCCCGUUUUAUGACGUGUUGGAUGUUUUGAUUAAACCAUCAAGUCUAGGGGCCAGCACUGUCCAGAGGUUUCAUCAGGAAAAGUACUUUAUCUUUGCCUUGACCCCACAGCAAGUAAGAGAAGUCUGCAUAUCACGGGACUGUCUUCCUGGUGGCAGAAGAGACUACAUGGUUCAAAUUCAGCUCCGGUUCUGCCUUUCAGAGACAAGCUGCCCCCAGGAGGACAACUUUCCUAGUAGUCUUUGCAUCAAAGUCAAUGGAAAGCUCUUUCCUCUUCCAGGCUAUGCUCCACCUCCUAGGAAUGGUGUAGAACAGAAGAGACCAGGCAGACCUUUAAACAUCACAUCCCUCGUCAGAUUAUCAUCAGCAGUCCCCAACCAGAUAUCGGUCACAUGGGCACCUGAAAUUGGGAAGACGUACUCCCUGUCUGUGUACCUGGUGCGCCAGCUGACGUCACCAUUGUUACUGCAAAGAUUAAGAAUGAAAGGGAUCAGAAAUCCUGACCACUCCAGGGCACAAAUAAAGGAAAAGCUUACAGCAGACCCAGACAGUGAAAUAGCCACGACCAGUUUGCGAGUCUCGCUCAUGUGUCCGCUUGGAAAGAUGCGUCUUACAGUGCCCUGUCGAGCAGUUACCUGCUCUCACCUGCAGUGUUUCGAUGCUGCAUUGUACCUGCAAAUGAACGAAAAGAAGCCCACUUGGAUCUGCCCUGUAUGUGACAAGAAAGCCACAUAUGAGAGUCUGAUCAUAGAUGGACUCUUCAUGGAAAUUUUAAAUGACUGCACAGAUGUGGAUGAAAUCAAGUUCCAAGAGGAUGGGACCUGGUGUCCAAUGAGACCAAAGAAGGAGACUCUGAAAGUGUCAUCUCCAAGUGUACUUAAAAUUGAGUGUCCUGCCCCUGUGCGGCAGAGCACAGUGGUCCCUCACUCCGAACCGAGCAGCACCAAGAAGGCUGACGUUAUUGACCUGACGCAAGAAAGCUCUUCGGAGGAUGAAGCAGAGCCAGACCCUCCCUUGAAAAAACGCUGUGUCUACAUGUCCAAACCUGAGGAUAUGCACAGUAAAGGGGUCUUGACCUACCAGCCACCAACGGUUCGAGUGCCAAAUGUCCAAACACUGGACACCUCAUACCUAAGUUCCUCCAUCGCUGACUAUGCAGUUCCAUUUCAUCACUCAACAUUGUCUGCUAUUCCCACCGAUAUGCAAGGUCUUGAUUUAUUUUCGUUACUUCAAGCAGACCCACAGCAUUACCGGACUCCUGUGUUCCUGGACAAUCUCUCCAGCAGCAUCCAGAGUGGCGGCACCAGCUCCGGCCUCGUGUCCUCAUCAGUCCAGUACGAUUCGACUUCACAUCGAGGCAGUUCAAGUCACGACACAGGGGUCAUCACUGGCGCAACAAGUCUUUCAGACAUUAUCUCACUGGACUAAGAGAGCGUUUCUGUCUCCGAGGUAACCCAACGAACUGCCAUGCUAUACUUCCAAAAACACUCUGCCAGACACUGUUCGAUAUCAGAUUUACAACUGUGUUAGCUCACAUGCAAGUAGAUAAGAACAGUGGAGAAACGACAAGCUUGGAUCGGUAGUAGCAGCCAGUGCUAUUGAGGAGCCCUGAUGUCUUCUCUGCUUUCAAACUAUAUGAGGAGUUUAACAUUAUUAACAUUGACUUAUACCCACUGCCUUUCUUAACCCGACUGGACUAAACAAAACAGUUAUUGGGCAGCUGGACUGGGAACAUUAGACUCAUUGGGAAUUAAAGAGAAUAUUCUUUGUGGACAUGUA
Messenger RNA from Trichomycterus rosablanca, 2515 nucleotides. It is a transcript of the gene pias2, whose product is annotated as protein inhibitor of activated STAT, 2. Bases 350 to 2164 code for a protein of 604 amino acids. The transcript is spliced from 14 exons. Gene Ontology annotation, biological process: regulation of transcription by RNA polymerase II; protein sumoylation. Gene Ontology annotation, molecular function: SUMO ligase activity; zinc ion binding; transcription coregulator activity. Gene Ontology annotation, cellular component: chromatin. The record is from RefSeq and is a predicted model, not a curated record. Lineage: Eukaryota; Metazoa; Chordata; Actinopteri; Siluriformes; Trichomycteridae.